Toxotes jaculatrix (banded archerfish) is the source of this 3073-nucleotide messenger RNA. It is a transcript of the gene inpp5ja, whose product is annotated as inositol polyphosphate 5-phosphatase K. Gene Ontology annotation, cellular component: cytoplasm; ruffle; plasma membrane. The record is from RefSeq and is a predicted model, not a curated record. Bases 37 to 2403 code for a protein of 788 amino acids. Gene Ontology annotation, molecular function: phosphatidylinositol-4,5-bisphosphate 5-phosphatase activity; phosphatidylinositol-3,4,5-trisphosphate 5-phosphatase activity. Lineage: Eukaryota; Metazoa; Chordata; Actinopteri; Toxotidae. The transcript is spliced from 12 exons. Gene Ontology annotation, biological process: phosphatidylinositol dephosphorylation; negative regulation of peptidyl-serine phosphorylation.
UGUUAUGAUCAGUCACAUGCCGCACGUUGCAGGGUGAUGGAUCGCAUGCAGCAGAAACAAAUCAGCACUGACCCCUGUGGGCCCAAAGUGCAACCAGGGCCCUGUGCGUUGUUUGGAGCCGGUCAAGGUUUACCUCCACAGCUCGCGAUCCAGCAGUCACCGCUCAUCAGCCCGUCAGGGGUUCUCAAGAAACCGACUGGGUUGAGCCCCGUCCAAGCUGCAGUAGCACCCAUGAAAGUGACAGAACAAAUACAGCCAGGGCACCUAAAGUCUGUGUCCACUCCAGCAACACUGACAAGCAUAAGCAGGCCGAGACCAACCGCUCUUGGGACUAAAACUGCUCCAAAGCCGACCAGAAUCUCAGUGGACCCCUCCAAGGAAAUAGAUUUGAUCCCAGUUUGCAUCCCGGGACCUCAGAGUACCAACAUCCUGCCGCAUUCCCCGACAGAGUCCUCCUUCCCUCUUCACAGUCCUCAGAGUCCCCACAGCCCUCAGUCUUACACCGGCCAGCCUUACCUGAGUCCCACUUCCAGCCUGUCCCAGCCCAACCUGAACCUACCCACCAGCCUCAGCCCUAAACCCAGCCUCAGCCCUCAGUCACAGAAGACCUCCUCACCUGGGAGCUCGACAAAGAGCCAGGUGCAGUCUGAGAAGCCAGGAGGAGAGAAUAAUGACUUCAGGGUGUAUAUUGUCACAUGGAACGUGGGAUCAGCUGUCCCGCCAGAUGACAUCACUUCUCUGUUUGGACCAAAUGUUUCAGAUGGGAGCGUUGACAUGUUUAUCAUCGGACUCCAAGAAGUCAACUCCAUGAUAAACAAGAGGCUGAAGGAUGUUCUUUUUUCCGACCAGUGGAGUGAGCUUUGCAUGGACACACUCAGCCCUUAUGGAUAUGUUUUGGUGGCGUCCCAGCGAAUGCAGGGAGUGCUGCUGCUGGUUUUCUCUAAAUUCUGCCAUCUUCCUUUCCUCAGAGGUGUUCAGACAGAGAGUACACGCACAGGACUUGGGGGAUAUUGGGGGAAUAAAGGGGGAGUCAGCGCGAGGAUGACGGUGUUUGGCCACCCGGUGUGCUUUCUCAACUGUCACCUGCCAGCUCACAUGAGGAACCUGGAGCAGCGGAUGGAGGACUUUGAAAGCAUCCUGCAGCAGCAGCAAUUUGAGGGAGGGACAGCCACUGGUGUACUGGAUCAUGACGUUGUGUUUUGGUUUGGAGAUUUAAAUUUCCGUAUUGAAGACUACGACAUCCAUGUGGUGAAAUGUGCCAUCGACAGCAACAAGCUGCCUCUUCUGUGGGAGCGGGAUCAGCUCAACAUGGCUAAAAACACAGAGUCCAUCCUGGAGGGCUUCAUGGAGGGACCUCUCAAAUUCCCACCUACUUAUAAGUUUGAUGUGGGCACGCAUACGUACGACACCAGCACGAAGAAGAGGAAACCUGCCUGGACGGAUCGCAUCCUCUGGCGCCUUCGACGCACCGGCUCCCCAGUUCCUACCCACAAUGCGGCACUGCAGCGGGGUCUGACCUCAUGGUUGGGUGGGGCAACUAAAGUGACACAGCACACAUACCGAAGUCACAUGGGCUACACCAUCAGUGACCACAAGCCUGUUUCUGCCCUGUUUUCCCUUCAUUUCCCUUUCAAGGUGGAUAUGCCUUUGGUGGAGCUGCAGGUAAACAAGGAGUGGUGUAAAGUCUCAGAUGCUACAGUCAGAUUCACUAUUGCAUCAACUUAUCAGCGCAGCUCAUGGGACUGGGUUGCAAUAUACAAGGUUGGAUUCAGACAUCAUAAAGAUUACCAGGCGUACGUGUGGGCCAAAGGAGAGCACACAACACAGGUGACGUUUCCAGAGGAAGAUUUGCCAAGAGAUGACUGUGAAUACAUUCUUGGUUACUACAGCAAUAAUAUGAACAGUAUUGUUGGAUUGUCGACACCCGUUCAGAUCAAGAUGCCAGUCCACAGCCCCACCGUGCAUCGCUCUGACAGCUCUGAUGUCAGCUCAGAAGAUGACAGCACUCUUGUCCUUCUGGCUCCAAACUCCCGCAGCCCGAGCCCUAAAACCGGCAAACACCACCAUCGCCAUCGGCGUAGCCGCAGCCCCGUAGUUCCUGCUCUUUCCUCUAACCCCCUCCCCUCCCUGCAGGGUCUCAGCCUCUGUCCUCGCUCUAAAGAAGGCCAGGCGAGAAGCCGCUCACCCUGCUCUGCUGCUAAGAAGGAACGGCUGGUCUCUCCUGAUACAAUGCCGUCGCCUUCAAUCAGCCCGCUCAGUCCUCGCAGCCCUGUGUCUCCUGGUAGUGGGGUGACUGCACCGGAGGCCCUGAUCGCUGCCAUCUUAGGUGAACACAGACCAGCUCAGGUUAGCCCCACAGGGGUCAAACAGAUAGGGAAGGCAGGGGAAACAGACACUGCAUAGAAAUAAAUAUCAGUAGUUUAAUGCAGGUACUGUACAAGGAGAACGGCAGCAAUACCCAUGCAUUUAGAGUCUGAUCUGACCCCACACUGUCACUGUGCUCGUAGAAGCAGCACAUUUAAUGACUCCUAAUGUAGUUUGCAAACAUUCCACAUUGUAGCCCUGCAGUUUCUGAAUCUACCAUCAUCUCAUACACUACGUGUAUCAUGGAGUCAAAGACGUGACCAGGCUCCCGAUGACAAGUGCUUUUAUAGACUCAUAAGCUAUAUCAUACGUAAACAAACAUAUUGAAUGUGAAACCAAAGUUAGAGUAAACCUGUGAUGGAUGUGACCAGUUAUUAUUGACGGCAGUAUGGAUCUGUGUAAACAGCCUUCCAUCAAAAUAAGGAUCCUGGACAAGAAAUAUUGAUGGUAUCAUAGUUCACAAUGAAGAGAGAGUGUGUAUGUGUAUGUGUGUGUGUGUGUGUAUGUGUGGUUUUGUGCAGGUCUAUGUGUUAAAUCAUAAAUGUGUGAAAUGUGCAUUUUGGACCUGAAGAUGAUUUAAAAUUUUAACUCUAUAGCUCUCGGUCUGUAUUCAUAAAAUGAAUCUCAUGUAUCCAAGAGCAGAGAUAAAGCAUUUUUACCACCGCAAUCGGUCCGAAAUCUACAUGUGACCAUGUGACUUGAACAGUAA